CCACUUCCCUGCAGGGCCGUGGACAGAGCAGGGGACCCAGCAUGGAACAGGUCCUAGCCUUGCUGCUUCCUUUUUUCAUGGGGCUCCUCCAGCAAGGCCGCAGUGAGCAGGGUGGGGCCCUGGAGGUGGAGCCCCGCCAGCCAGUGGUGGCGCUGGCCCUGGGGGAAUCGAUGCAAUUCACCUGUCGCCUGACCUGUGCCGCAAGGGCCUCCUCGGUGCAGUGGCGGGGCCUGGACACCAGCCUGGGUGCAGUACAGUCGGGCCCCAACAGCAGCGUCUUAUCCGUGCACAACGCCUCGUUCUCUGCUGCGGGGACCCGCGUGUGUGUGGGUUCCUGCGGGAACAGCACCUUCCAGAAGACCGUGCAACUCCUGGUGUUCGCCUUCCCGAACCAGCUGACGGUUUUCCCAGUGGCCCUGGUGACGGGGCGGCACCAGGAGUUGGCCUGCACGGCCCACAACAUCACCAACCCCGAAGCCCUCUCCUUGUCCCUGCUCCUGGGAGACCAGGAACUGAAGGGGGUGCAAGCCCUGGGCCGGGAAGUGGAGGAGGAGCCCGAGGAGGGCGAGGACUCGCUGUUCCGAGUGACGGUGCGCUGGCGGCUGCCCCCACUGUGGACACCUGCCCCACCCGCUCUCCACUGCCAGGCCACCAUGAGGCUGCCCGGCUUGGAGCAGAGCCACCACCAGCCCAUUCCAGUUCUGCACAUCCUGACCUCCCAGGAGCCCCCCAUCACAACCUCCCGGGAGGCGACCCUGGAGCAGGACUCUACCCGCAGCUCCUGGAGUCCUGGCCCCAAGCCUGGGAACAGCUCCACUAGGCCUUGCCGCCCUGAGAUCCACCAGUCACCAACAUCAGGGGGUCUAGAGCUGCUGUGUGAAGCAGCCUGUGGCCCCAGCACAGCUGUGCAUUGGACCCAGGCACCCGGCGAUCUGGCAGCUUAUAAGAGGUGGGAAGCCGGGGCCCAGGCUUGGCUGAGAGUGCUGUGGGCUGGAUGCCACCCCGAGGGCUGGUUCCAGUGUCGCCUGGACCCAGGGGGCCAAAUGGCCAGUCUGUACCUGUUUCCAGAAAUCUGCUCCUCACACACAUCCGAAGCCCUGUGGGUCGGCAGCUUGGUGCUAGGGCUGCUGUUCCUGGUGUUCCUUGCCUAUCGCCUAUGGAAACGCUGCCAGCCGGCCACCCAACCACCAGCUCACCACUGCCUCUGAAGUGGCCUGCCUCUCCUUCAACUCAGUUGUGACUGGAGAAUGUUUGCAGGGUUUUGGAAAGCAUGAGAGCUGACUAAGGGUUCUUCACCUUGAUGACCGGCACAUCCAAGCUCCCCACUAGGCUGGGUUUCACCUUCGCGGGACCCCUGGGGAGCCAGCCGGAGAAUAAAGAGCAUCUGGUCUGA
Artibeus jamaicensis (Jamaican fruit-eating bat) is the source of this 1393-nucleotide messenger RNA. RefSeq names its product mucosal vascular addressin cell adhesion molecule 1 (gene MADCAM1). Gene Ontology annotation, molecular function: integrin binding involved in cell-matrix adhesion. Lineage: Eukaryota; Metazoa; Chordata; Mammalia; Chiroptera; Phyllostomidae. Gene Ontology annotation, cellular component: membrane. The transcript is spliced from 5 exons. The coding region runs from base 42 to 1208 and encodes 388 amino acids. The record is from RefSeq and is a predicted model, not a curated record. Gene Ontology annotation, biological process: integrin-mediated signaling pathway; positive regulation of lymphocyte migration; leukocyte tethering or rolling.